Kwoniella shivajii is the source of this 2142-nucleotide messenger RNA. RefSeq lists its product as uncharacterized. The record is from RefSeq and is a predicted model, not a curated record. Bases 1 to 2142 code for a protein of 713 amino acids. Gene Ontology annotation, molecular function: heat shock protein binding. The transcript has 4 exons. Gene Ontology annotation, cellular component: cytosol; mitochondrion. Lineage: Eukaryota; Fungi; Basidiomycota; Tremellomycetes; Tremellales; Cryptococcaceae.
AUGUCAAAUCAAACAACAGCGACAGCUUCAUUACACGCUUUGACUGAACGUCUAGCGACUCAAUCACGCUCCUUAUCUCCGUUUCUAAACGCAGUCACUACUACCACGACGACAACGACCAGCAUAACGGGCUUGCCACCUAAUUUCCCUUCACCACAAGCAUUAGCCCAUGCAGCUUCAGCUUAUAGACAACCCGCACCUCCACCUUCAUUACCUUCUAUCCAAAUUUCAGGUCAAGGGAGACAUCAAGAUCCUGUAAUCAACCACAAAGAGAAACAGAGUACCAAAGGGAACGGACAUGGUCAUCAACCGAAUGGAAUUGGAGUGGGCGUAGUUAGGUGCCAAGAUGGUAGAGCAUGGCAAGAAAAGAAUAGACAUGCAAGUGAAAGGUUGAGUAGAUUCACCGAGAAAGAGAUGGAUCAGUUUGUGGAAGAUAUGGGAAUGGUACUUAGGAAGGAAUACGAUUGCUGGGUUGAGCAAUGUUGGCAAGAAGCAUUUCAUCAUUUAUUUACACACACAUUACCGAACUUGAUAAUUCACUUGAUAAUGAUUGGAUCGACUCCAACGUUCUUGAGGAGAAAAAUUGUAUACGGUGGACAAGGGCUAGAUCACUUGUUCCAAUCGCAAAUGUUACAUCUACUAUAUGAAGAACUAGAGAAAAGGUUAUCUGGAUCAAGACCCCAUGCUGAACCUGGACCUUCGAAUCCACAUAAACUAUCACCAUUAUCACUACCCACACCUACGCCGGCACCUAAUGCAACGACCACUCUGUUCAGAGAUGGUGUUUGUUUUCAUAAUUUGAGUUAUCAUCAUGGCAUACCUGAAGAAGAAGAUGAUCAUGGUGCAUGUCUAUGUCAAUUGACAACCUGUUUAAAUUGUUUUGAUCAAGCUUCAGCAUCUAGACGCGGUCCAAUCAGUCUAUUACCAUUCGAAUUGAAAAAUACAAAAGUAGCAAAUGGUUGGUUAGGUAAAAUUGAAAACGAACAACAAGCAAAAGCGAGACAAGAUAGUUUGAGGAGAAAACAAUCUGACCAAGUCAAUUUGCCGAAAGGUAAAGGAUUUAUACAAAAUUCUUCGUUAGAUAAAAUUACCAAAGGACCAAAUAUAUUUCCACAUCCACAAAUGACAGAUGUGUUAGCUGUCGAGGAACAUCUAAGAUGGAGAUUGAAGGAGAUGGGCGCAAAUGAUCCUGCUGUUGAAAGUCGGUAUGGUCCUUCAACAAACUCGUCCUUAGCUUUAGAAGGUAUCGAUCUACCGGAUGAGACUAUUUUGGAAGAUGGAAUACCACCGAAGAACAUACCGAAUGGUGGUGGUGGUAAAGGUGGGAAAAUAAAAGUAGCCAAAGGUAGAGGUGGUAAACUGAGGAAAAUGAUCGUUAAUCCCAAUGGAACUGUGCCAAAGUCGAACAAUUCGGCGUCAGAGAAGAAUAGCAAAAAAGCAAUCGUAUACUUACCUAAAGAAUGGACCGAGGAAGAACCGAGUCAAAGGAAUACAGCUAUCGUUCUGACUUUCAGGCAUUUUGUCAAGCUGCUCCAUCAGAUAUCAAUGGCAGCUUCGCCGUUUUCUUAUCCAGCAUACGCCAAAGACAUCGACGAACUACAACGUGUACAUCCAGUCGCUUUGUAUAGACGGAUAGCUGAACCUUCUGUGUCUCGACGUGACGAUCCCGCCGAAUUGAGAGCUUGGCAGAAUUGUAUGGAUAAAUGGGCAGAAGAGCUAGGUGGAAAGGAGCGUAAGAAAGGAAAUGACUUUUCAAACGAUAAACAACAUUCAUUAGCAGUCCGAUCAUACACCCGAGCAAUCUCUUUAGACGGUAAAAAAACAGUCUACUAUUCAAAUAGAGCAAUAGCAUUGAACAAUCUAGGUCAACAUGAGAAAGCUGAAAUCGAUUGUAAUUACCUUUUGCUGAAAGAUCCCAAAAAUCAAAAAGCUUUGUACCAAAGAGCUUUAGCUAGAAAAGGGAUGAAAAGAUAUCAUGAAGCUUCGAAUGAUUUAAAGGAAUUGUUGAAACAGGAAAAAGGGAAUGGUAACGAAAGUGCUAAGAACUUACUGGCCACUUUGAUCCAUUAUCAGAAUGAAUUGGAACAAGAGGAAGAGGAGUAUGGUGAUGAGGACGAAGAAGAAAGUGAUGAACUAGAUUAA